CAAAUCGUUUUUGCAUGUUACAAAUCGUUUUUGCAAGUUACAAAUCUUUUUUACAGAGCUUCCUCUCCUGGCACUAAUUUCACGCCAUACUUUUCAUAACAAUAAUGAAUAGAGCCGUGGCCACUUUAUUGUGGAGUCUGUGGACCUGUCUUGGCCAUUUUCCCUUUAAAUAACUUGCAGGUUCUUCUGCACUCUGUGCACGCUGUAUAGGCAACUUCGCAGAGCAGCAUUGCUCAGGUUACACCGCACAAAAACAAGCGCCUCAUUAUCCUUGUCCUACCGGAGAACACCGACCAACUGGUAAAGCAUCCACCGGUACCAACGGUAACUAAUGAUUCUGAAAAACAAAGCGGCCGCGGUGGUACAGUUGGCAGCCGAGCGGAGCGCGUGAACAGUCGAGGCUGAGCAAUGACGGACCUGGACGCGUCCGUGGUGGGGGAGCCCCCCCCGCCCUACAUGAUCUUCCUCCUGGUCUUCCUCUUCUUCGGCACGGGGCUGCUGGGCUUCCUGGUGUGCCACCUGCUGAAGAAGAAGGGUUACCGCUGUCGCACCGGUGGGGAGGAGGACGAGGAGGAGGACGUGGAGGAGAAGCUACCUCUGCCUAACGACGAUGAUGAGGAGGAGGAUAACCAGGACACUGUGGAGCAGAUUCUCAAGUGCAUCAUAGAGAACGAAGCAAACAUGGAGGCCUUCAAGGAGAUGCUGGGUAACCAGAACGUCUGUGAACGACAUGACCCCAGGCUGCUUCGUAAGGAGUCACUGGGGGGCAUCCCUACCCACCAUCACACGGUGCACUCAGGCAGCGAUCACAACUCCUGCCACCUGUGUGUCCAGGGGCGCUCCAAGAAGGCCCGGCACCGCAGCCGGCCACAACGCCCCAAAGCCCGGCCUGGGGAACAGACGGUCUUCUCAGUAGGCAGGUUCCGUGUGAUACACACAGAUAAGAAAUCCAGCCUCCAGGGCUCCACCAACCUGCAAAGCGCCGAUUCAGGCGACCAGCUGGACCAAUCAGAGGCGCAGGACAGUGAGAAGGGGGAGGAGCCCCAACAGAAAGAGGGGUACAACCUGAGGAACAUGUUUAAGGACGUGAAGCAGCCAGAGUCCACCAAUGGGGUGGUCCCUUCAGCCAUGAAGAGAAAGAAGAGCCUAACCCUGUUCUCCCUGAGGAGGGCGAGUGACCCCCAGGGAGCAAAGGUCACCAUACAGCCUAUGGUGAAGGAGGAGCGAUACCCUACCAGAGUCCCCCCACCCCCUCUCCUGGAGGAGGCAGAUCUCCUCAAGCAGACCUCUAGUCCUACCGCAUCCCAGGCCCCGACCUCUACCCCUUCUUCUGCUCCUAAACUCAGCCCCACACCUGCCCUGGCCUCCACCCGUAGCCCCACACCUGCCCUGGCCUCUACCCCUAGUCCCACUCCUGCCCUGGCCUCCACCCACAGCCCCACACCUACUCUGGCCUCAUCCCCUAGCCCCACACCUGCCCUGGCCUCCACCCGUAUCCCCACAAACCUAAGUCCUACCUUAGGCCAUGGCAGUACAACCCAAUCCUUGUCUCUCACCCCAACCUCUCCCAGAUUACUAGCCCCCAGCCCUCCCUCUGCUCACAGCCUCUCCCCUGCCUCACCUCCUGCCCCAGCCUCAUCCCCUGCCUCUGCCCAGUCACUCCCUUCCCGUAGUUCAGCCUCUGCUCACAGCCUGACCCCUGGCACACCACAAUCUGCAGCCUCCUCCCCAGUCCCAGCCUCCUCCCCAGCCCCUGCCUCCUUCCCAGCCCCAACUUCCUCUCCAGCCCCUGCCUCCUUCUCAGGUGCUGCCCCUUCCCCAUCCUCUGCCUCUGACCGAUCCUUAGCCUCAACCCUAAGCCCGACCCCAGUCCCCCCACCCCCUCUUCUGGAGGAGGCAGAUCUCCUCAAGCAGACCUCUAGUCCUACCGCAUCCCAGGCCCCGACCUCUACCCCUUCUUCUGCUCCUAAACUCAGCCCCACACCUACCCUGGCCUGCACCCCUAGCCCCACACCUGCCCUGGCCUCCACCCUUAGUCCCACACCUGCUCUGGCCUCAUCUCCUAGCCCCUCACCUGCCCUAGCCUCAACGCCAUCCAUCCAUCCAUCCAUCCUCACCCCAACCUCUCCCAGAUUACUAGCCCCCAGCCCUCCCUCUGCUCGCAGCCUCUCCCCUGCCUCUGCCCAGUCACUCUGUUCCCCUAGUUCAGCCUCUGCUCACAGCCUGACCCCUGGCACACCACAAUCCCCAGCCUCCUCCCCAGCCCCUGCCUCCUCCCCAGCCCCUGCCUCCUUCCCAGCCCCAGAUUCCUCUCCAGCCCCUGCCUCCUUCCCAGACCCAACUUCCUCUCCAGCCCCUGCCUCCUUCUCAGCUGCUGCCCCUUCCCCAUCCUCUGCCUCUGACCGAUCCUUAACCUCAACCCUAAGCCCGACCCCAGCCACUCCCCCGGCUCCAGCCUCUUCCUCUACAUCUGUUCCUGUCUCUCCCAGGCUAAGGCUGGACACCAAGCUGGCCUCGGCCAGAGUCUCCCCCAGUCUCAGUAAAGCCUCCCUCACCCCCAUCACCCCUGAAGAACCAAACCUCCAGGCCAGGAGCAGCUCCAGAGCCCAGGACUACAGACACUCCCCCAGCCCUGGUUCAUACAGCCCUGGAUCUCCCAGCCCUGGGAGUGGAUCUGCGGUCAGGCCUGGUCAGAGGAGCGGGGUGGAUCAGGGGCUCCAGUGUGUGAGUCUGACCUCGGUUCUGGUUGGCCUGGCCUCCCCAAGUGCAGGGGAGGAAGGGGUAGACACGUUCAAGUCUGGGAAACUCCCCCAUGCUUCUGGGAUGCCUCCAGGCAGACAGCCUCCAUCCCCUGGCUAUCCUUCCUCCCCCUCUUCCCCCCUGGUGGGCAGUGUGACCAUUGUCAAGGCCAGCCCAGACAGCACCAGGGAGUUCUCUGUGUUCCGCAUGGUGGAGCUGGAGGAGGAGGGGUCUACUGGGGCGAGGGAGGGGCUUAACAGGGGGAAGAAGGAGCUUUGCAUGGAUCAGCGGGAGGAGCCUGUUAAAGGCAAGGGCCUAUCAGGGAUGGACUUGAAGUCCUCUACGAAAAAACAGGAGCUGUUUGCUCUGACACCAGCAACGAGGGAGAAGAUUCCAGAGGCUCCGAUGGAGAGCCCUGGAGGAGAGGGGGAGGGUCCGAAAGCAGCGGGGGAGGAGCCUAGGGAUGACAUGGUGCAGAUGGAGGACAUUAGAGGCUGCAGGGUGAGUCAGGGGGAGGAGCCUGAGUCCGUGGAGGAGAAGAGGAGCUCAGUGCUCACUCAGCAGAACAAGUUCUGAGGCUCGGUCUGACAGACACCUCGGCUCACUGCGGGGGGAGGGGAGAUCGGUCUGCAGCAGGGGGGAGGAGGGAGAGACAUGAGGCCUCUCUCCCUGACCACAGUGGAGGAGGUGGCUUGCAGUAGGUCUGGGGAGAUGAAGAUGACAAACUUUAAGUCAAAUUCCCGACAUGGGAAUGACAAAGUGAAGAGUGAAGCCUAGCACCUCAAUGGAACAUUAUAACAGAUAUAUUAGGACAGCAGCAGCCAUAUUGGCCACAGCACAACUCCAGCCAGAGAGGGACUGGCUGACUGGUCAUUAACAGACUAACCCAGUUUCACACCAGGCUCCUAACUGACUGGAUCUAGCAGGCCCCCAGGCUCUUACAGUACCAGGAUUAGCUAGCCUGUGAUACACCUAAAUAGGUUUGUUUAACAGUGGUGUCCAGGUAAUAGACACCUGACCUUUAGAAAAUAUAACAAGCAACAGACCCAGCUAGCUGUAUUGUACUACAGACCCAGCUAGCUACACAGUAUACUCUAUCAAGCUACACAUCUGGUUGCAGUAUAAUACACUUAAAAGAUCCAGGUGGAGUACUAUUAAUCUACUUCCUUCUACUCUGCUCUGUUCUGCUAUACUCUACUAUAGUAUAUUUUAUUCAAUUCAAGUCUACUAUAGUCUGCAGAGCUACCAGCUCUGGACUCUUCUCAAUGACCAACCUUUAAAAAAGAAACAAUCAAUCAAAUGUAGUACUAUGUAAAUGGACAACAACAAAAAACUAUGUGAUGUGUAUACUAUAUGUUUGUGUGUAAACAUAACCAUCAUGGGCUAUUUCUCCUCUAUAACCUACUGGAUCACAGCAACUAACAGCUUCAGUCUAGCUCUCUAUCAAAGCCAUCUGAAACAACCGGCUAGGUUUCCUGGACAUCUUCAUUCUACCUCUUCAUCAUCCAACCGUGUACUAGCCUACCCUGAUUCUGCAGAACAAUCAUGCUCUAUUCAAUGCUGAGUGUCAGUGAAGACUGAAGAAGGACGAAACGCAAGCGCUGGCAUGAUUGGCCACACCCCUCUGUCUCCCUCUCUUUCAUCCAAGCUCGAAACUAAGCCAUGUUAUUAUUGUUCAAUUAGGAAAGUAAGCUUUUGAGAUUUUGUUUGAAGUUACAUUGUCGCAAACAGUAGGAGUGACCGACCCCCCUGGGAGGAGCUCCCAGGAACAGCAGAGUGAAAACAACCACUGAAGAAGAUGGGACAUCUGCAUUUGGAAUAUCCUGAGUCGAUUGUGCUCUGUCUCCCCCUGCUGUUCACCACCACGCUUCACACCCCCAAACACCACACCAACCCUCUCCUGUCCUUCGUAUGCACUUUUAGCCACAUGAGCAAAAAGACAGGGAUUUAAUAACACACCUCUAGGAUAUGAGGCAGUACUCUGUGUGAUGAGGAAGACACUUAGACUGAGACUGACCUAAGCAGGUUUGUGUGCUAGUGAAGAGAAUAUGGUUGAGGAUAUUCCUGGCUUUUACUUGACCUAAUACGAAUAAUGUGAAACUCCUGAAUUCUGGAUCUUGUCUGGUCGGGCCAGCCUCCUUGAAGACCGCAUCUUCAGACCUGCUUUGUACACAUAUAUUCGAAAACAUGGCGUCUGUAGUUACCUGCUAUGUAUCUCCAACAUAUAAGACCAUAGUUUGAAAAAUGAUUUCUGUUACUGAGUCACAGAGCAGUUUAACAUGAAGUUCUUCAAGGGGCCAGACACCAGACUUGAUCCAGCACUCAAUAUACUCUAAAGAUCACUAUAGGAUUGUUUGUGUAAUCAUUUAGAGGUAGGAUUAUUCUCAUAGGAAUAGUAUAUACAGGUCUACAUAUUAUGACACAAUUAAACUAACUAUCAUGAUAAUUAUGACAUAAUAUCAUAUUUUGUUGUACUGAUCAACUUCCUGGUCACAUCACAAUCUACUCACCAGCAGAAGUCUGUGAGAGGCCUGUAGGAAGCACAGGCAGGACUGAAGAUCUCACACCCUCUGACUAGAAGACUAGGCAGAACAAAGCACACAAACCAACCAAUCAGCCAUAAACACUUUCUCUCAAUUCAGGCAGCGGUGCUUCAUGUAAACUGAUACCAGGGUCUGUCUUGUCUUCUCUUUCUAUCUCUUGCUACAUCUCUUUCACUGUCUGUCUUUCUCUCUCCCUCUGUCUGUUGUCACUCCUCACAGUGACCAUAUGACUGACUUGUCACCUGUAUCUUCCAGACCACUCCUCUAGUACACGUCAGUAGUAUCUCUAUUUAACCCUUUGUUUGUAGCUAGUGGCCUUACAACCACUAUACUGCAAGUUAGAACUGCAGUUCUGACAGAAAUUAACACAACCUGUACAUAGUAAGAUGACACACCUACUACGGAGUAAACCCCUAUCUGACAAUGAGCAAUUCUGUUUCUCGCAAUGUAAAAAAAUGCAGCUGUAUAAAGAGAUAAUUCUUCUGGAAUCAGAAUCUAUAUUAAAGCUAUGCAUUUGA
Molecule: messenger RNA, 5800 nt
Organism: Osmerus eperlanus (European smelt)
Lineage: Eukaryota; Metazoa; Chordata; Actinopteri; Osmeriformes; Osmeridae
Gene: rell2
Product: RELT like 2
Exons: 6
Coding region: 409-3315 (968 amino acids)
Biological process (GO): positive regulation of cell-substrate adhesion; positive regulation of p38MAPK cascade
Source: RefSeq, a predicted model, not a curated record